AUGCAGCACCAAGACGAUAUUUCAGAGAGAAUAGCAGCAGCUCGUCGAGAUGCAGAUCUAUUAAAAGAAAGAAUCAAGCAAAGAAAAGAAGCAUUAGCUGACACAACAUUGAGAAAAAUGGCUCAGGAUGUCGAGCCACUGCCUCGAGUUGUCAUGAAAGUGCGUAGAAAUCUCAGAGGCCAUUUAGCCAAAAUUUAUGCCAUGCAUUGGGCAAACGACAGCCAGCAUCUGGUAUCUGCUUCUCAGGACGGUAAAUUGAUUGUAUGGAAUGCCUACACCACCAACAAAUUGCACGCCAUCCCGCUUCGUUCUGCUUGGGUCAUGACAGCUGCCUACGCCCCCUCCGGCAAUUUUGUUGCUUGUGGUGGUCUGGAUAACAUUUGCUCCAUCUACAACCUCACUUCUCGUGAUGGCCCUGUUCGACCUGCCCGAGAGUUAUCUGCUCAUGUUGGCUAUUUGAGUUGUUGUCGAUUUUUGGAUGAUCGUCGAAUCUUGACAAGUUCUGGUGAUAUGACUUGCUUCCUUUGGGAUAUUGAUGCAGGCGUCAAGACUCAUGAAUUCGCUGAUCAUAUGGGCGAUGUGAUGAGUGUGUCCAUCAAUCCCAAUGAUCCCAACAUGUUUGUCUCGGGUGCCUGUGACUCCACUGCUAAAAUCUGGGACAUAAGAACGAGAUCUUGCGUGCAGACAUUCACUGGACACGAAAGCGAUAUCAAUUCUGUGCAAUUCUUCCCAAGUGGUACAGCUAUUGGCACUGGUUCAGACGAUGCUAGUUGUCGCUUAUUUGAUCUUCGAGCUGAUCGUGAAUUGAACAACUAUACUGAUGCAGACAUUUUAUAUGGUAUCACAUCAAUUGCCUUUUCUGCUUCAGGCAGAUUAUUGUUUGCAGGCUAUGAUGAUUUCAGUAGUCAUGUAUGGGAUACUCUCAAGGGCGAACGUGUUGGUAUUUUGACAGGUCAUGAAAAUAGAGUGUCAUGUCUUGGUGUAUCAAAUGAUGGCAUGGCUCUAUGUACCGGUAGUUGGGAUAGUUAUCUCAAGAUUUGGGCAUAA
This is a messenger RNA of Mucor velutinosus, 1047 nucleotides long. RefSeq lists its product as uncharacterized. Gene Ontology annotation, cellular component: cytoplasm; heterotrimeric G-protein complex. NCBI's taxonomy places the organism in Eukaryota, Fungi, Mucoromycota, Mucoromycetes, Mucorales, Mucoraceae. Gene Ontology annotation, molecular function: signaling receptor complex adaptor activity; protein binding. The record is from RefSeq and is a predicted model, not a curated record. Bases 1 to 1047 code for a protein of 348 amino acids. Gene Ontology annotation, biological process: G protein-coupled receptor signaling pathway. The transcript has 3 exons.